CUCUGUCAACAUCUCACUUCCAUUGAGUGUGUGUCAUGUGCUUGUGUUUUCAGCACAAAAGAGUUGACUCUGCCAUUGAAUUUACAAACAUCAACAUCAACAGCAUCUUCAAAACCUCCAUUGACCACUACAGAAAUCCCAAUCGAGUCUUCGACAACAACACGACAGCACACCUAAUUUCAACAAACCAACAAAACAAACAAAAUGGCCGUCCAAUCCUCCCUCCCGCCCGACCUCUUCGACCAAACCACAAUCAUCUCCCUCCUCUCCACCCUCGCCAUCGUCCUCGUCGCCUACUCCGUCUCCCGCAUCGCCCUCCCGCGCGCCUCCACCACCGCCACCGUCCGCUUCCUCUUCAUCUGGCACCUCGCCGACGCGCUCUGCCACUUCAUCCUCGAGGGAAGCUUCCUCUACCACUGCUUCUUCUCGUACAUCCCCGCCAGCGAGGUCGGCGACCGCCUGGCCGACUUGGUGCCCACGCCGUAUAAUUUCCUGGGCUAUGAGAAUGGGCGCGUGUAUGGGCCGCAGAGCGGGGGGGAUAACCCGUUUGCGCAGCUGUGGAUGGUGUAUGCGAGGGCGGAUAAGAGAUGGGCGGGAGCUGACUUGGGCGUUAUCAGCCUUGAGCUUUUGACCGUCUUCUUCGAUGGGCCCCUGGCUGUGUACAUCUGCUAUCUGCUUGCCAAGAAGAACCCCAUGGCCAACAUCUGGAUGAUUGUCUUGGCGACUUGCGAACUCUACGGAGGCUUCAUGACUUUUUGCCCCGAGUGGCUCACCGGCAACAUCAACCUCGAUGGCAGCAACUUCAUGUAUAUGUGGGUGUACUUGGUCUUCUUCAACAUGCUUUGGGUCUUUAUCCCGCUGUUUGCGGUUGUGUAUUCGAUUCGUGACAUUUCCAAUGCUUUUGCUGUUCGACAGGCUGCGACACAGACCCGGAAGAAGCUUUGAGCGAUGGGUGAGGGUAUCUCGACGUGAGCGUGAAAGUUUAAUUCUCGCAGUGAGUUGGAAAUACUGUAAAGGCUUGAAUAUGGCAUGAUACAAAUCGCAUUAAUUUAGCAAAGGAAUCUGAGGUGUAUUACAGUCACAUGGAGGCAAAAUGGCAAGAUAGGUCGAAUUGUUUGUAUUAUAGAGUUCUCAUAAGGGUAUCGACUAUUCGUCUCUCAAGACGGGUAGAAGCAAAAGUGUUGUCGUCAUCGUUCCCUCUCACUCAGUCCAUUUAGAUGGCCUGCUUGUGGGCCUCGCCCUUGGCGUCGUGCUUGGACUCGUCCACCUUGUCACCGAGAGCGUCCUUGGCAGCGGAGGCAC
Messenger RNA from Trichoderma harzianum CBS 226.95, 1302 nucleotides. RefSeq lists its product as hypothetical. Gene Ontology annotation, biological process: sterol metabolic process. The record is from RefSeq and is a predicted model, not a curated record. NCBI's taxonomy places the organism in Eukaryota, Fungi, Ascomycota, Sordariomycetes, Hypocreales, Hypocreaceae. Gene Ontology annotation, molecular function: cholestenol delta-isomerase activity. Bases 205 to 945 code for a protein of 246 amino acids. The transcript is spliced from 3 exons. Gene Ontology annotation, cellular component: endoplasmic reticulum; membrane.